Messenger RNA from Hibiscus syriacus, 774 nucleotides. RefSeq names its product queuine tRNA-ribosyltransferase catalytic subunit 1-like. Gene Ontology annotation, cellular component: cytosol. Lineage: Eukaryota; Viridiplantae; Streptophyta; Magnoliopsida; Malvales; Malvaceae. Gene Ontology annotation, molecular function: tRNA-guanosine(34) queuine transglycosylase activity. The record is from RefSeq and is a predicted model, not a curated record.
AGUAUAGUACAAGGUGGUUUAGAUCCAGUACUAAGGGAUAUCUGUGUUCGAGGAUUAGAAGAUCGAAAUUUAUCGGGGUAUGAAAUUGGUGGUCUUGCAGGCGGUGAAGAUAAAGAUUCAUUUUGGCGUGUUGUAGCUCAGUGUACUGCAGCACUUCCUGAAGAUACACCACGAUACGUCAUGGGUGCAGGGUAUCCACUGGAUAUUGUAGUCUGUAGUGCCUUGGGUGCUGACAUGUAUGACUGUGUUUAUCCUACUCGAACUGCUCGUUUUGGCACUGCUCCUGUCCCGGAGGGAGUGCUUAGACUCAAGAACAAAGCGAUGGCUGAGGAUACUCGCCCUAUUGAUCAUACAUGUGCUUGUAUGGUAUGCAAGAACUAUACGAGGGCCUACAUUCAUUCUCUUGUAACAAAGGAUGCUAUGGGAUCUCAGCUUUAUCAUUCAUAAUUUAUAAUUUUAUACUAUAUGAUGCAGCUUAGCCGAAAUCUACACACAUCCAUAAUCCAGGGGAAGUUUCCCGAGUUCGUAUGCAACUUUUUGCAGAAACUGUUUCCUAAAGGAGAUGUCCCCGAAUGGUUAAAAAAUGCCAUGGAAGUUGUUGAAAUCGAUCUCUCUUCAUGGUGUGCUCCUCUUCGAAACGAUUAACUAAACAAGGUUGAAUUCUGGUGUUAUUUUCUUUGGCCUUCUGAGGCAGAGAUGAAACAAAUCUAAUUUACAGGUAACCAUGUAGAGCAGCAUAAAUUUUGUUAACUUAUAAUAUGCCUGCUGCUUCAC